Erigeron canadensis is the source of this 3695-nucleotide messenger RNA. RefSeq names its product auxin response factor 19-like. Gene Ontology annotation, molecular function: protein binding; DNA binding. The coding region runs from base 208 to 3378 and encodes 1056 amino acids. Gene Ontology annotation, biological process: response to hormone; regulation of DNA-templated transcription. Gene Ontology annotation, cellular component: nucleus. The record is from RefSeq and is a predicted model, not a curated record. Lineage: Eukaryota; Viridiplantae; Streptophyta; Magnoliopsida; Asterales; Asteraceae. The transcript has 13 exons.
CAAAACAUAUAUAAUUAUUUUUUUUUCCGCAAAGUUGCAGCAUUUGGUCUUUCUUUCCGCAUUUUCCGGUGUCUUUUUUGUUUUCCGGCAAGUCAAUUCAUUUUGACCUUCAAAAAGUCAAACUUUCUGUUUGAUCUGUAAUGAAUCUCCGGCGUUAGCUAUCUCCGCCCACAGAUACUACGUCGUUUUCAGUAUUUCCAAUUAGUUAUGAAGAUUCCGGUUAACUCCUCCGGCGGAUCCACUUUAACUACCACUAUUCCCGGCGAUGGGGGAGAAAAAACACGGUUAAUAAAUCCGGAGCUAUGGCAAGCGUGUGCCGGACCUCUGGUCAACUUACCGGCCGCCGGCACACACGUUGUUUAUUUCCCUCAAGGCCAUAGCGAACAGGUCGCCGCAUCUAUGAAGAAGGAUGUGGAUGCUCAAAUUCCAAACUAUCCCAGUCUUCAGUCGAAAUUGUUAUGCAUCCUUCAUAGCAUCACAUUGCACGCUGAUACAGAAACAGAUGAAGUAUAUGCUCAGAUGACACUGCAACCUGUUCCUUCGUUUGAUAGAGAAGCAUUAUUAAGGUCAGAUCUGUUGAUGAAAGCACACAAGCCACAAACCGAGUUCUUUUGUAAGACGUUAACAGCCAGUGAUACAAGCACUCAUGGAGGAUUUUCUGUUCCUCGUCGAGCAGCCGAAAAAAUCUUCCCACCUCUUGAUUUCUCAAUGCAACCGCCUGCACAGGAACUUAAGGCCAGAGAUUUACACGACAACAUAUGGACAUUUCGUCAUAUCUAUCGUGGGCAACCAAAACGUCACUUGCUCACAACUGGUUGGAGUCUCUUUGUUAGUGGGAAAAGGCUUUUUGCAGGGGACUCGGUAUUAUUUAUAAGGGAUGAAAAGCAACAGCUUUUAUUGGGUAUUAGGCGAGCUAACAGACAACCAGCAAACUUAUCGUCAUCAGUUUUGUCGAGUGAUAGUAUGCAUAUUGGAAUAUUAGCUGCGGCCGCCCAUGCAGCUGCAAACAACAGUCCUUUCACUGUGUUCUAUAAUCCAAGAGCAAGUCCUUCCGAAUUUGUGAUUCCAUUAGCCAAGUACUAUAAAGCAGUCUGCAGUAAUCAAAUAUCUCUCGGCAUGCGCUUCCGGAUGAUGUUUGAAACUGAAGAGUCCGGAACGAGAAGGUAUAUGGGUACGAUUACUGGUAUCAGCGAUCUUGAUGCUGUAAGAUGGAAGAACUCACAGUGGCGUAACUUACAGGUUGGCUGGGAUGAAGCAACUGCUGGGGAUAGACGUAACCGUGUGUCAAUAUGGGAGAUUGAACCUGUUACCGCUCCCUUUUUUAUCUGUCCAACUCCUGCCUUCUACCAAUCGAAACGUCCAAGGCAAGGAAUGAUGGGUGAUGAAUCUGUGGAUCUUGACAACUUCAAGAGAACAAUGCCAUGGCUCGGUGAAGAUAUGUCCAUGAAGGAUCCUGGCCUAAGCUUAGUCCAAUGGGUGAACAUGCAGCAAAAUCCAUCUAUGGCCAUGGCUAAUCAAAUCCAACCUAGCUACUUGAACCCGUUGGCGGGAUCGGUUUUGCAAGGUUAUGGUGGACCGCAAAUGCUUACUCAAAAUAACCUACAAUAUAAUAGUCAACGACCAACGUCACAGAUCGAUCAACUACAGAAGCUACCCCAACCUACCACCACAAAUCCAUUAGCCAUGAUGAUGCAGCCACAACAAUUGACUGACCUGAGCCAGCAAUCGGCUAGGCAAAAUCUGAUUAAUCAGAUGCUGCCUCAGAACCAAGUUCAGUCACAGAUUCAAUCUCAAAAUAUUCUACAACUACAACAACAGCAGCAACAACAGCUGCAACAACAUCAACAGCAGCACCAGCAGCAUCAACAACAACAGCAGAUGAUGAUGGCAGCCAGUCAAAGUCAACAGAAAGUCCAGUUGCCAUCCCAGUUUCCUGAUCAACAACUUAAUCAAAAGUUACAGAUGCCAGAUAAUCAAAUUCAACUUCUACAAAAACUUCAGCAGCAGCAAUCACUUUUUCCACAGCAAGGACAUCCCCAAGAUCAAAAUUUUACAAGGUCAAUUUCAACCACCCAAAUGAUGGAAAUACCCUCUCAAACACCCAUCACAUCACUACCUCAACAGAUGCCGAAAGAUAAUAAUGAACAGAAUUUUAGAUUUUCCAAUCUUUCUCAGCAACCAAAGCUUCAACAUCACCAACAGGAUUUGUCAGGGCAGAUGACAGGUCCCUCUCAGAUACCUGCCAAUCAGCUCUCAACAAAUGGCAGUAGUUUAUUGACUGGAACUGGCAGUGAUGAUGGUCCAUCAUGUUCCACAUCACCCUCAACUAAUAACUGCCCAAACGUCGUUCCAUCUAUGAUCAAUGGUAGAUCCUACCAAAGUACAACUGUGAAUAGUGAUCAUCUGAUGAAUAGCAGUGGUUUGGAAACAAUAUCAGCCAAUGUCAACUAUAAUAAGGAAAUACAGCAAAAAGCUGAUGUAAAACCUUCGAUGAGUGUGUCAAAGAUGCAAAAUCAAGGAUUUUUAGCUCCACAGACAUACUUGCAUAAUCUUGGUGGGACCCAGCUGGAUUACCUGGACAGUUCGUCAUCAGCAACUUCAGUUUGCCUUUCCCAGAAUGAUGUUCAUUUGCAGCAUCAUAACUCGAAUCAUUUAUCUUUUAACUCGCAACCAUUGCCAUUUAGAGAUACAAUUCAAGACGGGGAGGUUCAAGAUGAUCCCAGAAAUAACAUUCCGUUUGGGGUAAACAUGGACAACCGUUUGGAAAUGCCAUCAAUGAUUCCUGACCCUUUGAUCACAAAGGGAAUGAUGGGAUCUGAUAAAGAUUUCCAGAAUAAUCUCAGCUCAGGAGGAAUAAUUUCAAGUUAUGAAAACCCAACCAAGGACACUCAACCAGAACUCUCUUCAUCCAUAGUAUCUCAGUCGUUUGGAGUUCCUGAUAUGACUUUCAAUUCCAUUGACUCAACUAUAAAUGAUGGCAGCUUAUUAAAUAAUGGUGUCUGGGCCCCACCACCACAACCGUUUCAACGAAUGCGGACGUUCACCAAGGUAUAUAAACGAGGAGCAGUUGGAAGAUCAAUUGAUAUUACUGCAUAUUCAGGCUAUGAUGCUCUUAAACAAGAUCUGGCUCGAAGGUUUGGUAUCGAGGGCGAACUGGAGGACCGCCAGAGAAUUGGCUGGAAGCUUGUGUAUGUGGAUCAUGAGAAUGAUGUUCUCCUUGUUGGCGAUGAUCCUUGGGAAGAGUUUGUAAACUGUGUACGCUGCAUCAAAAUCUUGUCACCUCAAGAAGUUCAGCAGAUGAGUUUGGAUGGAGAUUUUGGCGGAAACAAUACUCUACAAAAUCAAGCUUGCAGCAGUUCGGGUGGUGGAAAAGUGUAAAGAUUAUAUUUCCAACUUUUUAACAUCUAGGAAAUUCUUGUUACUAUUAUCGUCGCAUUCUCACUAGGUUAGUCAGCCAUGGAUCCGUGUUCCAAGUUUAGCGGAAUGCUGGUUAUUUAUCCAUUAAUGGUCUUGGAAGUAUAAUGAGGGGGUAAGAUGUAGAUGGAGUUGUUAAAACACAUUUUGUGUAGACCAUGAUUGUUGCAGUAUAUUUUUGUUUUUCUUACUUGGUAUAGAAUAUCAUCAUCCGUUGUACAAAUAGAUGUCUAUUGCUCAAAUGCUUUUGAAGCAUUUUUAACGAGAGAAUUGCUUUUCCA